Molecule: messenger RNA, 837 nt
Organism: Rhizophagus irregularis DAOM 181602=DAOM 197198
Lineage: Eukaryota; Fungi; Glomeromycota; Glomeromycetes; Glomerales; Glomeraceae
Biological process (GO): DNA recombination; DNA repair
Molecular function (GO): DNA ligase (ATP) activity; ATP binding
Source: RefSeq, a predicted model, not a curated record
AUGAAAGGAAAUAAUAGUGUUGAUGUACUUUUGGCUCAUCCUUGGAAACCUGACGAAACUGAUCCAACUGGUUGGUGGAUCUCAGAAAAACUUGAUGGUGUAAGAGCAUUUUGGAAUUCUAAAAGGGGAAAAUUUUAUUCAAGGAAUGGAAAUGAAUUCGUGCCUCCUUCUUGGUUCUCUAAAGGACUUCCACGUGACAAAGACCUUGAUGGUGAACUUUUUGGAGGUAGAGGAAAAUUUCAAUCUACAAUUAGUAUUGUGAAAGCGGGUGUAGAAGAAUGGAAGAAUAUCACAUAUGAAAUUUUUGAUGUUCCUACUUUGGGUUUACUCCCUUUUGAGGACCGUAUGAAAUAUUUGAAAAAAAUGAUAGCAGAAAACAAGCCACAAUAUGCGAAAUUAGUUAAGCAAAAAUCCGCAAAUUCUGAAAGAGACGUUUACGAUGAACUUGAACGGGUUGAAAAAUUGGGUGGAGAAGGACUUAUGAUUCGUAAACCAGGAAGUUUAUACGAAAUGGGUCGGUCAAAGACUUUAUUGAAGAUUAAGACAUUCUAUGAUGGUGAAGCCGUUGUUAUAGGACAUGAACCUGGUAAAGGUAAAUAUUUAAGACAGUGUGGUUCUCUCCUAUGUAGAAUGGCUAGUGGCAAAGAAUUCAAAGUUGGCUCAGGAAUGAACGACAAUGAUCGUAUCAACCCUCCAUCAAUUGGAAGUAUAAUUAUUUACAAAUGCCAAGAACUUUCAAAUAGUGGAUCUCCAAGAUUUCCUAUAUACUUAGGUGUCGCACUCGAUAAAGAUAAACCGACUGACCCAGAUUUCAAACAAAAAGUGAAAAUUAAAUAA